UGAUAAACUUAUUAAAUAGAAAAUGUUGUUGACUGUGAAGACUAUUAAAAAUGAAACGUUCAAGAUUGAAACUGAGCCAUCUGCUACGGUCAUGGAUUUGAAGAGUAAAAUGAGCAGUGAAAAAGGUUACGAUGCAGCCGCUCUCAAACUCAUCCACAACGGGAAGAUCCUGGACAACGACAGCACAGUGGAGUCAUAUGGCAUCUCGGAGACAGGUUUCAUAGUGGCCAUGCAGUCCCCGCCAGUGAGGAAGGAACCCCCGCCCGAAGAGAUGAAAGAGGAAGCGACCCCCAAUACACCGGCUAAGACCACGACCACCGAGGAGUCACCCGAAGCAGACGAGAAGAAAGAGACUACGACAGUCACACCUCCAACUGAUACCACCAGAACAGAAAGUGCGCCCAAUGCACCCCCACCCACUGCUCCAUCUGCUCCUCCCCCUGACCCCUCUCCCACAACUGACCCAUCAUCAGGAGCCCUGUUCAGUGAGUCCACCUUCCUAACGGGGCCUGCGCUGGAGGAGACGAUAAACAACAUCAAAGCUAUGGGAUUCACCGAAGACAGGAUUAGAAGGGCACUGGUGGUGGGCUACAAUAAUCCAGACAGGGCUGUGGAACUACUCGUUAUGAAUGAUCCGCUCCUGGACCAAGUUGGCAGUUCAGCUCAAGAGCAGGACGAGAGGCCACGUGAGCCCACACCUGGGAUAGCCCUUUCGGGGGAGAGAAGUUCGAGUGAACGAGGAGUUACCCCCGAACAGGGAGAGGAAAUGGAUGACACGUCAGGGGGAGGGGGAGGAGGAGCCGGUGUUUUGCCACCGGGUGGUGAAAUGAGUGACAUGGAUACAUUUGAGUAUCUCACCAGACUCCCUCAAUUCCAGCUAAUCCGCAAUGCAGUCCAGUCCAAUCCAGCCGUUCUUGAGCCCCUGUUGCAGACAUUGCAGACCCAAAACCCAGAACUUUUUGAGCAAAUUAACCAGAACAGAGCCGAAUUUUUCCGAUUGAUUACAAACCCGGCAGCUGGAGGAGCAGCUGAUUCAGGAGAGCAAACAUCAGGAGGCGCAGGAGAGUCAGGGGGCACAAGGGGGUCCAAUCCAGCGCUAGCUGGCUCGGCGGCCGCACUGGCUGGAUUGACAGACAUGUCUGCCACUCCGGGUCCCAAUGAUCCCCGAUUUGUCACUGUCACACUGACUCCCGAAGAACAGGCACAUAUUGAAACGAUCAUCAGCUUCAGUGGUGUCUCAAGACAACAGGCGGUGGAAAUUUUUUUGCUGUGCGACAAAAAUGCAGAGCUGGCCAUCAAUUACAUAAUGGACAACCAAAAUGAUCUCUAAUUCAGUUCAACACCCUGUCCAGACCCAGUUUUCAACGGACAUCUUAUCUUUAUGGACUUUCGUAGAUGGAAGCACUCGAAAUAGUUCUUCCUUGGGCAGACAUGCUAAAGAGCAGACAAUUAGGAAUCAUUGAUUGACUGGUAUCGCUAGUUGUGCCUCGCAUCAUAAUUGAAAAUUUUGUAAGAUUUUCGGUCUCAAAGUCGGAAAAGAAAAGAAUUAGUAUGUAAUUUAAUGUUUUCAACAGCUUUUAGAAAUUGUUUUUCCUGCAUACACGAUAUUUGCUCGAAGGUGUGUCUGCUCAGCUUUGACAGUAAUAUUGGACUGCGAAUGUAUUUAAUUUGUUUAAUUGCUGAUUGGAUAAUUUCUGAUGUAACAUGCUGACUAUAGAAAUGUCUUGGGGCGCGCGGGUCUUUUUGAUUCGACAAAAUACAUUUCCAUAAUCGCAUCCUAAAACUCGAGUUGACUAUGUGUUAUUUAAA
Molecule: messenger RNA, 1809 nt
Organism: Symsagittifera roscoffensis
Lineage: Eukaryota; Metazoa; Xenacoelomorpha; Acoela; Convolutidae
Product: UV excision repair protein RAD23 homolog
Exons: 7
Coding region: 23-1330 (435 amino acids)
Biological process (GO): proteasome-mediated ubiquitin-dependent protein catabolic process; nucleotide-excision repair
Cellular component (GO): cytosol; nucleoplasm
Molecular function (GO): proteasome binding; polyubiquitin modification-dependent protein binding; damaged DNA binding
Source: RefSeq, a predicted model, not a curated record